CAGGAGCACCAUGAGUAUAACAAACGUGUCAGAGCUGUCUGGCAUAGCGCGUCUGCUGAAGGAGCACCAAGAGUAUGAAAAAAGUGUCUGUUGUGCAAAUUCCAAACAAACAAGCCGCCAAAAGUGUCAUCUAUGCACUUGUUCUGACCUUCAGUGUACCGGUACGCCAGUUUUCAGUUUCUGCUUAUCAAAAACACCUGAGUAUUUUUUUCAAUUUCAUAUCAUGUUGACACGAAUGCAGCAGAACAUAUCCAGCUUGACGGGCCGCGUUCUGCGGUCGGCCCGUGCACCGACCCAGAAACUGGCAGGAAAGGCCUUCUCUGCGUAUGCACCAAGUGACUUGAAAGUUGAGCACAGUGCCGCCAAGCAAGAAUUCUUCGUUUGCAUGGGCGAUGAUUGUGCUGUGAUUCAGUAUCAGAGGACCAAUAAUACUCUUGAUUUAUAUCAUACCGAAGUCCCAUCAGUGUUUCGUGGACAAGGAAGCCUUUAAUUAUGUUCUGCAGAACAAUUUGAAAAUGAAACUGUCCUGCGAUUAUCUUCAGAAGUACUACAAGGACAACUUGACCCCUGAACUAGAGAAGACAUUAGCCUGACAAUACUCUGAAUGUAAACUGAUAGUCGA
Molecule: messenger RNA, 622 nt
Organism: Thrips palmi
Lineage: Eukaryota; Metazoa; Arthropoda; Insecta; Thysanoptera; Thripidae
Product: protein NATD1-like
Exons: 4
Coding region: 11-490 (159 amino acids)
Source: RefSeq, a predicted model, not a curated record